This is a messenger RNA of Glycine soja, 2731 nucleotides long. Its product is annotated as acetyl-coenzyme A carboxylase carboxyl transferase subunit alpha, chloroplastic-like. The record is from RefSeq and is a predicted model, not a curated record. Gene Ontology annotation, biological process: fatty acid biosynthetic process. Gene Ontology annotation, cellular component: acetyl-CoA carboxylase complex. Gene Ontology annotation, molecular function: acetyl-CoA carboxylase activity; carboxyl- or carbamoyltransferase activity. The transcript has 11 exons. Lineage: Eukaryota; Viridiplantae; Streptophyta; Magnoliopsida; Fabales; Fabaceae. The coding region runs from base 383 to 2434 and encodes 683 amino acids.
AGCUGGCUCAUAAUUGUGAGUUGCGAGACACACUCACUCACUCACUCAUAGCAGCAGCAUAAGAAGUAUCGCCUCCAUCACUCUGGGGUUUGGCUUUUUCCUUCUUUGAACAACAAAACCCCAAUCUGUUUCCUUUGCCUUCUACUCCCUACGACAAACAACAACAACUUCUUUUUACUUUCAUAUUCUCUCCUCUUUCAUUAACGAUCUCUACGAAGUUCUUUCACUCAAACACACCCUUAAUACACCCUUAAUUAUAUCGCAUUCUCUUUCUCUUACCGUUAGAAUUAGAUUGCACUUAUUCCUCUCUCUCCCUCUUUUUCUGGAUCUUCAACUUCUCCCUGAUUUUGCUGAUUUGGGGGAUUGAGUUGGAAGGGGAAACAUGGCUGCUUCUUCUGCAUCUCUUUCUGGUGCUUCUGCUUCGGAUCUUCUGAGGAGUUCAACCAGCGGUUUCAAUGGUGUUCCUUUGAGAACCUUGGGGAAGGGAAAGUUGGUUUUGAAGAGGAGGGACUUUACAGUUGCUGCUAAGCUGAGGAAGGUGAAGAAGCAUGAAUAUCCUUGGCCUGCUAACCCUGAUCCCAAUGUGAAAGGUGGGGUGCUGAGCCACCUUUCCUUGUUCAAGCCACUCAAGGAGAAGCCAAAGCCUGUCACUUUGGAUUUUGAAAAGCCUCUUGUUGAUCUGCAAAAGAAGAUCAUUGAUGUACAGAAGAUGGCGAACGAAACUGGACUGGACUUCAGUGAUCAGAUUCUCUCAUUGGAGAACAAGUACCAGCAGGCUUUAAAGGAUCUGUAUACGCAUCUGACUCCUAUUCAGCGGGUCAACAUCGCACGGCACCCUAACAGGCCAACUUUCCUUGAUCAUGUCUUUAACAUAACUGAAAAGUUUGUUGAACUCCAUGGUGAUCGGGCAGGUUAUGAUGAUCCUGCUAUUGUUACUGGUCUAGGGACUAUAGAUGGUAGAAGCUACAUGUUCAUCGGUCACCAAAAGGGUAGAAAUACUAAAGAAAACAUUCAGCGUAACUUUGGGAUGCCAACUCCUCAUGGUUACAGGAAGGCCCUUCGCUUGAUGGAAUAUGCAGAUCAUCAUGGGUUCCCCAUAGUUACUUUCAUUGACACGCCUGGGGCAUAUGCUGACCUUAAAUCAGAGGAACUAGGACAGGGUGAAGCGAUUGCUCACAAUUUGAGAUCCAUGUUUGGUCUGAAGGUGCCAGUUAUAUCUAUAGUUAUUGGAGAAGGUGGUUCGGGUGGUGCCCUAGCCAUUGGAUGUGCUAAUAAAUUACUCAUGCUUGAAAAUGCUGUUUUUUAUGUUGCCAGUCCAGAGGCAUGUGCAGCAAUCUUGUGGAAGACCGCCAAAGCUUCUCCAAAGGCUGCUGAGAAAUUGAAGAUUACUGCCACUGAAUUGUGCAAAUUACAAAUUGCAGACGGUGUUAUACCUGAGCCACUUGGUGGUGCACAUGCAGAUCCAGAGUGGACCUCUCAACAGAUAAAAAAGGCUAUCAAAGAAACCAUGGAUGAACUCACGAAGAUGAACACAGAAGAACUGUUAAAACAUCGCAUGCUUAAGUUCAGAAAGAUUGGUGGAUUCCAGGAAGGUAUUCCUAUAGAUCCCAAGAGAAAAGCCAACAUGAAGAAGAGGGAUCUAUCUAUUGCUAAGAUUCCUGAUGCUGAACUAGAAGUUGAGGUUGAGAAACUGAAGCAACAGGUUUUGGAAGCUAAGGAAUCUUCUCCUGUUCCUCCAAAACUAGAUCUGGAUGAGAUGCUAAAGCAACUGGCAAGGGAGGUCGGUCUAGAAUACUCUGAGGCAGUUAAAGCCACGGGCUUGACAGACAGUUUGCUGAAACUAAGGGAGGAAGUUUCAAAAGCAAAUGCAGAUAGUCAAAUUGUUGAUCCAUUGCUGAAGGAUAAGAUAGAAAAGCUAAGGGUGGAGUUUGAACAGCAAUUGCGUGCAGCUCCCAAUUAUGGUAGGCUGCAGAAUAAGUUUAAGUAUCUGAGCGAAUUAUGUAAAGUAAAGCUUCUUUCAGAUGCAAACAAGGACAAUCAGGCUGUCACCUUUAAGCAAGAGUUGGAGAAAAAAGUUGAUAAUGCCUUGAAUGAUCCAAAAAUAAGGGAAACAUUUGAAGCAUUAAAGGCUGAAAUUAAAGGUGCUGGUGCAUCCUCGGCAAGUGAUUUGGAUGACGAGUUGAAGAAGAAAAUCGUUGGGUUUAUGAUAGAACUAAAAGAAGUAAAAGAAGUAAAAGAAGUAAUAGAAAAUCAAAUUGAAAGUUUGGUAAACUCAUCGGAUGAUAUUAAGAGCAAGAUACUGCAAUUGAAAUUGGAGCUUCCUAAGGCUGGAGAGACGCCUGAUUCAGAAUCAAAUAAUAGAAUUGGUGAUUUUAUAUUUAAAAAAUCAUCUAAAAUUAUUAUGGCCAUACUUCUUAGAGACAUGUUUUGGUAAUUUUAAGGAGAUACCGUGUUAAUGGUGGCUAAUAUUUUUUCUAUAAUCUUCCAAUAGAGGACCAGAAGAGGGAAUAAAAUUGAAAACCAUUUUGUAUUUGUUUGAGUCACAAUGUUGCAGUUAUAUUUAGAUUGACUUUUUAUGUUUUCUUUUCUUUUCAUGUUCAUUUUGCUCUUUUUUAAUUAUUUAAAAUGUUAAAGUUCUCCCUGAAUAGACUUGGAUGAACAUUGUAUAAAUUGUUUGAGUUUGAGGAACCGAGUAAUAAUAUGACGCGUGGUGCUGUAAUGUUAUUUGCAA